This is a messenger RNA of Halichondria panicea, 1573 nucleotides long. RefSeq names its product translational regulator orb2-like. Gene Ontology annotation, molecular function: ribosome binding; mRNA 3'-UTR binding; mRNA regulatory element binding translation repressor activity. Lineage: Eukaryota; Metazoa; Porifera; Demospongiae; Suberitida; Halichondriidae. Gene Ontology annotation, cellular component: nucleus; neuron projection; synapse. Bases 43 to 1416 code for a protein of 457 amino acids. The record is from RefSeq and is a predicted model, not a curated record. The transcript has 8 exons. Gene Ontology annotation, biological process: negative regulation of cytoplasmic translation.
GCGUGCAGAACAUUUCUGCAACCUUUUCUCGAUCAGUUCGAGAUGUUACGAUCAGUUCCCCCAGGGCCUAGAUCUAGAGCUCCACACAGUGCUAGUACGAGUGGUAAUUUCAACCCUAACUGUCACUUUUACCUUCAAGCCCCGGGAGCCAGCAUUCCUCCAGCCCACAGAAUUAGAAGUACUUCUCUCUCUGAAGCAAGCUUCAAUCCAUGGUCUCCAUCAGACAGCAACCCACCCAUUCCUGCCACAACUCAUGCAUCCUUGUGGGCCUACCCUGCAUCAAGCAUGUGGUCAAAUAAUAAUAUUCAGAAGCAGCGAACUCGAUCCAUCUGUUUUGAGAAGACGUGUCGUUACCUCCGAUCGAUGGAAACCAACGAUAUGGUGGAGGAUGCACUGUUUAGAGAAGAGGGAAAGCUGCAGCCGCUCACUCCAGACACAGACAAAGACAGUGGUACCUGUAGUCCAUACGGAAUACUGGACUGGGCUGACCCACACAAGACUCGACGGCCCACCACUGUAGACUGUACUGUGCCGGAUGCAACCUGUUUCGGUUGUAAGCAGCAACCCCCCACUUACUCUCUCAGACAGUUCCUAUUAGCUGGCAAAUUCACUAGCCUCCUAAACUGCAAUCACAUUUACUCUCGCAAGGUCUUUGUCGGUGGACUACCUCCGGACUACCUGGAUGACCAAGUCAUCAAGAGCAUCUUUGCUCGUUUUGGAUCUCUCUCUGUGGACUGGCCGCACAAACUUCACACCAAGUCCUGUGUGCCCCCUAGAGGCUACGCUUUCCUUCUGUUCAAAGAUGAGUCUUCAGUACACAAGCUCCUUUUCUCCUGCUCCUCUGAGAGCAACAAGUACUUUAUCUACAUUCCCACUAACACAAUGACCAAGAAGAAGGUUCAGAUAAGGCCAUGGUGUUUGCCUGAUGGUAUAUGUGUCAAGGAGCCCUCGCAUAAUAUUGAUCUUCGCAAAGCUGUGUUCAUAGGCGGAGUCCCUCGACCUCUCAAAGCUGUUGAACUGGCUCAGAUCAUGAGGGACAAGUAUGGUAGCGUUAUGCUGGUAGCCAUUGUCUGUGACACUGACCUAAAAUAUCCUAAAGGUGCUGCCUGUGUUGUGUUCUCCUCUCAUGCCAGCUACAUAGCAGCUGUGUCUGCCCGGUUUAUGCAGCUCAAUUAUGCCAGCAUGGACAAGAAGAUUGAGAUCCAACCAUACGUUCUGGAGGGCCAGAUGUGCGAUGAGUGUCACGGUGUGCAGUGUAACAAAAAGCCUGCUCCUUUCUACUGUGCCAGUCUAAACUGCUUGCAGUAUUACUGUGAAUACUGCUGGGCCACCAUCCACUCCAUGCCGGGAAAACAGAAUCACCGACCAUUGCAGAAAAACUUAACAAAACUCCCUUCUGCUGAGAAUGUUAAUUGAACUCGGUGUUUGGAACGUCAUCACUUUUGGUUUUAUGACACGUCAUCUUCUUAUUUAUUUUCAUGAUUGCUCAUUGUGUUUGGAACUCAUUUAGUUUCUAUUCCAACUUUGUAUGUUUUGUGCAUGACUAGUCUAUAUUGCAAUUAUUUACAGCUUC